Megalopta genalis is the source of this 2537-nucleotide messenger RNA. Lineage: Eukaryota; Metazoa; Arthropoda; Insecta; Hymenoptera; Halictidae. The record is from RefSeq and is a predicted model, not a curated record.
CAGUCGUCGCGCUACCAGUCGUCCUGCUCGUGCUACCAGGAUCUCUUUUGGUCCCUCAAAAUUUUUUUGGAAUUGUUUCGAAACAAGUUAUUCGACACCCCGCAACGGUCCCUCGUAGUUAAAUAUCAAUUCGAGAUGGAGAUAUUCGGUGAGAUGCAGCGAUCGAAUUGAUCAUUAUAUCGAAUUAAAUGUAGUUGAUGUAGUUUGCGUGGAUAAGGCACAUCUCCGUUCGAUUGUGGAACUUUGACCUUCCUGGCGUUUCGGAUGGUUGCGUUUUCGAAUGAAUCGAUGGAGAUUUUUGAAGACGUUCCUUUUGAGAAGAUAGAUGCGAGCAAGUCAACGAAAGGUGCCAGCAAACUUCGAAGGGACCUGAUAAAUGCCGAAAUCGCCAACCUACGUGAUUUACUGCCAUUGCCACCCUCGACCCGCCAGAGACUUUCCCAGCUACAGCUUAUGGCCUUGGUUUGCGUAUUUCUUCGAAAAGCCAAUUACUUUCAACAAGCCUUGAAAAACUGUCCAUCCGAUUCUUCGAAUAUCCCGACUCCUAACAUAGGAUUUUCAAAAGCCAUGUCCGGAUUUAUAAUGAUGAUGACCCAGCAAGGAAAACUAUUAUAUAUAUCAGAAAAUGCAGCGGAAUAUCUUGGGCAUUCUAUGGAGGACUUGCUUAUCCACGGAGAUAGUGUUUAUGAUGUUAUAGACAAGCAGGAUCAUAUAGUUGUACAAAAUCAAUUAUCUAGAAAUAGUCCAAUUCCAAGUGAUAGAAGAUUGUUCCUCUGUCGAAUUAAUGUAUCCAGAAAUUCUCGAAGGCAACUACGUUUUGGUGAUCAAAAGGUAGUGCUUGUUGAAGGUCAUUUCUUACCUUUUGUUCCUGUCUGCAAUCGAAAUGAGUUUGUUUUCCUUGCUUCAUGUACGCCUGUUGUUUUACCGGAAACCAGAGAAAGUAUUGUUCAGGGUGCAACAAAUAUUUUCACUACAAUCCACUCUAUGGAUAUGAAAUAUCUGCAUAUUGAUAAAACUGCAGAAAGCCAUUUAGAAUAUAGUCGUAAUGAAUUAGUAAACGUGUCCUGGUACAAUUUGCUACAUUGGGAUUCUAUACGAACAGCAUACUGCAAGCAUCAAACUGUAAUUCAGUCUGAUCAAGAACGGUCUGCAACUGCAUUAUUAAGAUUACAGAGCCGUUCCGGGCGAUGGUUUUGGGUGCAUUGCGUUCUUCAAGUCAAGGAUACAUCCGAAGAGUGUCAACAUCCUAUUAUUGUCUGUACAAAUCAAGUUUUAAGUGAUAGGGAAGCAGAAGUUAUGCGUUCAAGCUCAUGGUUGUAUCAGUAUUCUUCUCAAACUAAGUUCACCUACACUAUCUGUUCUGCAAAUCAGAAUCGUAGUACGCCAUAUACUGUUGGUAGCCAAAAUAAUCAACAGCAAGACUAUACUCGAUCAUUACCUCACACUCACAAUAAUGAUGCUCAGCAUUCUCCUACUAUUCGAAAUUCAGAGCAAGAUCUACAUGGAUCUACGAAAACGCAGCUCGAAGACUACACAACAAGAAACACACGUGAAGACGCAGAACCUGUGGACAUGUCGAUAAGCAGUAGUGAACAUGAAAACAGAAAUAUACAUGUGAAUAUACCACAUGGUCAUUAUGCGCUUGGUCAAUUUACAGAUAGGUACAAAGCACACCACAAAAAUUUAAGUGGUUACCGUGCGAAAUUUAUCCAAUGCCAUGGUCAAUAUAAUAUGGAUGCAUUGUCAUCUCCCAAAUAUUAUAUCACAGACUUAGAUAAGGACUAUUGUUGUAAUGAGAGAAAUAUAUCUCACAAAAGACUUCAAGGUAAGGCAUUACCGGUAGUAACAAUCGCUGGAUCAACAGGUGAUCCUUCUGAACUGACCAUGGAACAUUGGAAUUCAAGUCCAGUGUGGUCGGAUACUUUACAAAGGGUACCUGACGUUGUCCAUCAAGAUCUUAGCCCACAUGUUGCAACACCAACCACUCCAGUUGAUACUCCGGAUUCCGAACUACAUUCAGAAACACAAAUUUUUAAUUUCGAUUGGACAGCUGAGCAGCAUGUGCCCAAUCUAAAGAUCACUUUUCGUAGUUCGAAUCAGGGAUCUAGGAAAGUCCAAGAUGUUCAGCCCAUCACAUUACAGUUACCACGUAAAAAGGGCCAAUCUAUGAGUGAUUCUAAAGACUUUCCUAAAUGAGACUGUACACUUGACGAAUUGGUGUUUCAUUUUAGAUAGGCAAAUAUUUUUUUAAAGUAGAUAUAACUAGUUUGGAGGUCUAAGUCUCUGAACAAAAUAGAAAAUAGGUGCUAGAGACUGAGUUCAGCUAGAAGCUGAUCAAAAUGUAUUGUUAUUCAGAAAUUUUAAAUAUUAAACAAGAUUAAUUUCAAAGAAAUUGAAAUAGAUCCAUUACACUAGUUCCUAAUGCAAUAAUUAUAAAAAGACUUAUUGUUACAGUUUAUUGGUAUGACAUAUAAAACAAUAUUUGCUGCCUUUUUACCAGAUCAACAUUAAUUAACGUUAAAAUGAAUUCCCAGUGA